AUGAAAAUGAACUUCAACAGAAGCGGAGGACUACGGCUGUUGAAGGAUACGAUCCCCAAUGAUGCACUCUUGGAAUGCUGGAAGGAGUGUAUGAAUUGGAGUGAAUUCGAUGAAUUACGUGAAGAAAUUGACCGUUUUAACAAAACAUCGGAAAAUGUCAAACGAGGAAUAGCAAUGAGUGCAACCCGAAUGGGCAUAGGCCAUCCAGGAGCAAGGCCUGAGGCAGUAGCGCUAGUGCAGAUUUUCAAGGACGGAAGUGUAGCUGUUAUGAUUGGAGGAAUUGAAGUAGAGCAAAGACUUAUUUCAAAGUGUCAACAAGUAGCCAGCCGAGCACUGCGAAUUCCUACUUCACUCAUAACGAUACUCGGUGCGAACAGAGAUAGGAACACUAACGGAGGAAAUCACAAUGGGGGAGAUCACAAUGGGGGUGACGACAUCCAAGGACGAGCGAUUCUGGCUUGCUGUGAGAGGCUAAUGGCAGGCCUACGACCGCUUCUCAAGGAGGAAGGAGGAUGGGGUAAAGCCGUUUGGAAAGCCUAUAAGAUGCGAAUACCUCUUCAGGCGUCUGAGUAUACAGGAGGAGGAAACAGCCGAAGACAAGGAGUCCCUUUGCAAUCGCAGUACAAUACUACUGGCGCGGCAUGCAUCGUUUCACAGAUCGAUUGCCGUACGGGCGAGCAACAAAGCUAUAGCAGUCUCACGUUUGAAAAGGUGACGUAUGACGACAAGGGAAAGUUAGUCGAGAAUACGUUUUCCUUAUAUAAGCUACCGUCAGCAUCAGUGACUCCAAAGAAGUUUCGAGUGAAACUCCUCAGGGAAUCGGAAUCAUACGACGGACAAGUUGCUUCUACAAAGGUGAUUCUUUUCUGA
Cooperia oncophora is the source of this 870-nucleotide messenger RNA. Lineage: Eukaryota; Metazoa; Nematoda; Chromadorea; Rhabditida; Trichostrongylidae. The record is from the annotation of a GenBank genome assembly.